This is a messenger RNA of Kwoniella mangroviensis CBS 8507, 1299 nucleotides long. RefSeq lists its product as uncharacterized. Lineage: Eukaryota; Fungi; Basidiomycota; Tremellomycetes; Tremellales; Cryptococcaceae. Bases 1 to 1299 code for a protein of 432 amino acids. Gene Ontology annotation, cellular component: alpha DNA polymerase:primase complex. The record is from RefSeq and is a predicted model, not a curated record. The transcript is spliced from 11 exons. Gene Ontology annotation, biological process: DNA replication, synthesis of primer.
AUGCCCAUUCCUAUUCGAGAUGAACCGAUGGUCGACUACGACCCAUCAUCACCCCAGGUGAUGAACGCUUUCUACAGACGAUUGUUCCCGUAUCGACCUUUCUUCUUAUGGUUGAACCAGGAUCAAGUCCCAUCAAAGUUAUUUACCCAUCGAGAAUUCGCUUUCACCCUAGCAGGAGAUGUGUACAUCCGAUACAACUCUUUCCACACUUCUGACGAAUUCAAAAAGGAAUUAAUACGUUUGAAUCCAUCGAGAUUCGAAAUUGGACCUCAGUACUCAGCCAGGCCGAGAGAUAGGAAAACGCUCGCCGCAGGUGCAUUACAACCGCAAAGAAGGGAAUUGGUUUUCGAUAUUGAUAUGACGGAUUACGAUGAGAUCCGAACGUGUUGUACAGACAAGAAAAUAUGUAAGAGGUGUUGGGGUUAUAUAGCAGCUGCUGUCAAAGUCUUGGAUCAUGCUUUGAGGGAAACAUUCGGAUUCAAACAUCUCUUAUGGGUGUAUUCCGGUCGAAGAGGUAUACAUUGUUGGAUAUCCGAUCCAGCGGCUUUAGACCUCAAUGAUGAUCAACGUAAAUCCCUGGUUACGUUCUUGGAAGUGAUUAAAGGUGGUAAAGAGCAGGCUAAGAAAGUUAAUGUGAGAGGUAAUAAGGAUGAUGCGGAUCUACAUCCUGUUUUGAAUGAGGCACUGGACAAUUUGAAAAUGGAGUUUGUAAGGUUGGUUUUGCAUGAUCAGGAUUGUUUUGCCACAGAAAGAGGAUGGGAAGCUUUGUUAGCGAUCUUACCGCAAGAUAGAGAGCUCAUGGGUAAUUUGAGAAAAGAAUGGCAAAGCGACCCUACGAAAUCAAGUGUAGAUAAAUGGGGAGAUCUACAACAAGCAGUAGGACAACUGAAGAAGCACAAUCAACUGUUAUUCAGAAAAUACGAAAGAGCAAUGCAAGAUGUGAUCUUACAAUACACAUACCCCCGAAUCGACGCGGAGGUAUCCAAACAUCGAAAUCACUUAUUGAAAGCUCCAUUCUGUGUACAUCCCGGUACGGGCAGAGUCUGUGUACCUGUCAAUCCGGACUUGGUAGAUGACUUUGAUCCAGAUGCUGUCCCUACCGUUGGUGAGCUAUUGAGUGAGCUGGAUAGAGCGGCGGCGGUAGAGAAUGGUGAGGCGGGUGGUCAACGAAGGACAGAGGAAUACGAACAAACCUCCUUGAAGCCUUAUGUGGAGAUGUUUGAGAAGCACGUCGCGGCAGUGUUGAGAGAUAGUAGAGGUGCUAAGCGAGCCGCCAAACAAGAAAGUAUGGAUUUCUGA